AUGGAUACCACCCACUCGAAGCCCAUUCGGCCGGAAACGGUAUUCUUUCCCACGAUAGCCAACCCCGCUAGGCAUGACGGUGUUUCCACCGUGCCACCUGUCCGUCCGAGCAUAGAAGUGGCUGCCCCGAUCUAUCCCCCGGAGCCUAAGCCAGUGGCCAACCCUUCAACUCCAUGGAAGCCAUUGAAGCGGAAGCGAAUGCGAGCUUCAGAAAUACCAACUUCCACUCUUCAGCCAUUGAACGAAGACCCAUGGGCAACAUAUGUCAAAGGCAUCGAGAAUUUCCCGCGAAAGGGGAUGCUACUGGCCCAGAAUAGGGAGAAUAAAACGGAGUUGGUCCACAUUCAACAGCUCAAAACGGAAUCAGCGUCGACCCGGUCGCUGGUGAAGAUCGUCAACGACCUCUCUUACCGCAGUUUCCCUCAACUCCUGCGCCAUUAUCAACAUGAAGAUCAAACUUUCUUGGUGUGGGAGUCGGUUGAAUGCUCUUUGUCCCAAGUUCUAGGAUCUAGGUAUGCCCUUACCGAAACCGAAAUCGCCUCGAUUGUAUGGCCAAUCCUUGUUGGGAUCAGGUACCUCCGCAAUUUCGAUAGAGCGCUUGCCACACUUACCAACGAUGAGGUCCUGUUUACGGGAUCCGGUGGGGUUAGGAUCGCUGGUGUAGAACGUAGUUGCCGUAUAAAUCCCGAAGAUAUGAAUGCAGCAACGUUGAAGCUGACGGCAUUGUCGGAGAUGGUCAAACGGUUGAUGAAAAAGAACGAGAAAUUCCAUCCUGAUUUUCCAUGGAGCUCAAAAGUUCAAGACCUGUCAUACAAGUUGAACACGGUUGAACUAGACGAAUUGAUGCUGGACGACUUUUUCACCUGUUUGAAAGGCGAGGCGGAACUGACGCUUAUGGUGAACAUCGUAUGCAAGACCUCGCACUUCGAUGUUAACUUUCCGACACGCUUUUGA
Molecule: messenger RNA, 954 nt
Organism: Penicillium bovifimosum
Lineage: Eukaryota; Fungi; Ascomycota; Eurotiomycetes; Eurotiales; Aspergillaceae
Exons: 4
Coding region: 1-954 (317 amino acids)
Source: RefSeq, a predicted model, not a curated record